Messenger RNA from Plasmopara halstedii, 2592 nucleotides. Its product is annotated as EF-hand domain pair. NCBI's taxonomy places the organism in Eukaryota, Oomycota, Peronosporomycetes, Peronosporales, Peronosporaceae. Gene Ontology annotation, molecular function: calcium ion binding. The transcript is spliced from 8 exons. The record is from RefSeq and is a predicted model, not a curated record. Bases 1 to 2592 code for a protein of 863 amino acids.
AUGACUCAGCAGAUGCAGUUUACUCGGUCCCUUGGUGACAAGCAGACAACCACAACCGCAUGGACAUCUAGCAGCAGUAGCUCACCACCACGUAUUGUGACAUUUGCAAGGCAGAAGAAACCACCCUCGCCAGUUGUGUACCAAAGUCGAGCACAAAAAGAAUACUCUGCUAAUCAGUCGGAAGAGCUGCCGCGACGGCAGCAGCCACAUACUCAAAUAACGACACAGCGCGAUGGCUCAAGUGCAAAAUCAAUAGCUUUGAGGUCAAAACCAAGAAAACCCGCCUGGGAUGCCGACGUUAGCCAUAACUUGACGCUGUUCGAUGCGUCGCUAAAGAAGUCGAUCUUGUUUCAACCCCGAGCAACCGGCGACCAUGUAGAUGACACAUCACAGUCACUUGCACAAAGUCAAGUUACGAAAAGAAAGAAAAAGGCUCAUUCGCGUUCAAAGCUUGUACGGUAUCGAUCUGGACCAUCCAGUGUGUACUCACAGCAACGCCAGAGCGUACAUUGGCCGCAACGUAAGCCCAAAGACUUCGUUCAGCAAAACAUUGUACAUCUUACAGGGCAACAAAUGUAUACACCUUCUAAACAAAGCAAAACACGGUCACGUAAUCAAGAAGAAGCAUCUAAACGACAGUCGACAUUUCAAGUGGGCAGGCCAUUACGAAAGUCGCAUACACUAGAGAAGGCAGCAAGAACCGAACAAGACUCCAACGAUGCGCCGUCUUUAGAGGUGUCGUCACAAUUAUAUUCCCCACCAGCAACGGAACAUCUAUCAGCCUUGCCAAUUGAUGGUUCACCACCAAACAAAGUUAUGUCGUCGUCCGUAUACUUGUCACCUCAACGAUCCCAGCAGUCUCACUCAUCGAGUCGCUCUCCUUCGUCUCGUCGUAUUUCCACAAACCGAGUCUACCGCACCCAUGUGCAGAGUCACCGCGAUAACUACUUAGCGCAAGUGUUUCGAGUGCUUGAUCGAGAUCAUAAAAAGCGAAUCGGCGUGAAUCAAGUUCUGCAGGGACUUCGACUACUGAGCCUACCAGCUACACACAGUCAGAUCUCCGACUACAUUUACCUCAUUCAUGAAGGUCUUUACGACUCAAUUGAUCUAGAAGAGUGGGAAAUUUUGGUGAGUACACUAGAUGCUGCAUCACGCCCAGCCGAAUCCCCACGCAAAGCGCAUGCAGGUUCAAAGAACGCCACGACCUCCCGUUCACCAUUCAGUCACCAGGUUUCUUUGCCUCCGUCAUCCCCACGGUCCACUUCACCUCAUUCACGAUAUCGUCCAUCGAGUGCAUCAUCCUUAAAUCAAAACGACCUUGUGUCCGCUGGGGCAAAUCAGACUACUCACGACAUCGAAUCCUGUCAUGUAACUUCAAUUCAGCGAGAGCCGGCAAAACAUCAGCCCCUUUCAGAUGAUGAUCCCUAUCUCAAAGAAAUACAGAAUCGCAUCGAGGAAAUGUUUGAUAAAGCGCAAGCAUUGCGUUUGGCACCUGAAGCAACGAAUAUUCAAUUCGCAGAUGAUUUAGAUCGAAGUAGAUCUGAUCGUGUACUGAAGCGAGCAACUCGUGUCGUGUAUAAUCUUCGGGCUUCUCUAUUUCCACUUGUGCACCAAGCUGAGUCCAUUCUGCGAGAGCUCCAACAACGGCAUUGCGCGAACCUGUCGCUUUUUCUUCCUCCAAAUGACAUGGCUGCGAUCGCGCGAAAUUCCGAUGUUCUCGCCACAGCCAUCUUGGAUGACAUUUUACUGGACACGGUUCAGUUACUGAAUGAUGAAGAGAAACAAAAGUCUCGAUAUCAGUUGCAGGUUCACCAUGCCGGGCAGCUUGACAAUGUCAUGAAUCGCAUUCUGGAGAUUGAACGCGAGGAGGAUAACAUGAUUCAUCAAGGGCUCGACAUGAAGUAUCAAUCCGUAAAUAUCAAACGCGAUCAUUCACCAGUUUUACCUCCAGAAGAUCACGCAAAGGUAUAUCAACACGAAUGUGCUGAGACGCCAAAAUUGACUCUCCCAUUAGAAGUGGUGAUGAAUAUUAGCGCUUCAGACGAUGACAGUGAUCAGUUAUCGCCUGGUGUAGUUGGAACUCAGAUCUUUGAAAAGAGCGAAUGCGCAUCUACAAGAGAUAAUUCUUUGGCUCAGCAAGUUGUGUUGCCAGGCAUCAUCGCGAAUACUUCGAUUCUUGAAGGCAAACGCCUUCAAUUGAUUGAACGUAGACGACGCAAGUUUGAGCAUCACCGUCGACUUGUGGAAUCCUCGUUGGCUGAAAGUGGAAUGACGCAAUGUGCAGUUAUUGAAAUUUUGGAAGGAAUUCUUGUCGAUGUCGGACACGCUGCUGACCAAUUUGCUGUGAAAUCGUGUACGCUUGUCUUUACCUACUUGCUUCAAAGUUUGGCAGAAUGUUUAACAAAGGAUAAGAAGCGAUACGUGGUCUUAUAUUCAACUGUUGCUGAAGGUACUUUUACCUUCACUUUGGAAAUCGUUGAGAGUCCAACUUCGGCAAGAUCGCCCAGGCACCGUCGCAACUUAAUAAAUGGUGCAUUUUUGGUAUCCAUCUCCCCUGGAGAAGCGGCGGGGUCUUCCGGCGCAGCAUUAUAG